Molecule: messenger RNA, 786 nt
Organism: Mya arenaria
Lineage: Eukaryota; Metazoa; Mollusca; Bivalvia; Myida; Myidae
Product: profilin-1A-like
Exons: 2
Coding region: 64-534 (156 amino acids)
Cellular component (GO): cell cortex
Molecular function (GO): actin monomer binding
Source: RefSeq, a predicted model, not a curated record
CAAUGAAGUUGUUCCAAUACAUAAUAAAGAGUGUUUAUUGUGGUGAUUGAUUAAUAAUUGAAGAUGAUGAUGAUGAUGAUGAUGAAAAUGAGGAAGAUUGAGCCCAUUUUGGAAGUUAAAAAACCUGAAGAGGAAAUAAUUAUGCCGUCGUCAUGGAACGAGUAUAUAUCGCUGGUACUUACGGACAGUGGCUUCGUGACGAAUAGCGCCAUCUACGGCACGGAGGGGCGGAAGUGGGCCUCGACUCCCGGAUAUGGCGUUACCUGUGAUGAAAUAAAAACUCUUGUGUUUGGAUUCAUCGAUCCAUCAAAACUAUGGAAGGACGGUGUUCGGGUCGGAGGACGGACAUUCACAUGCACACGUGCGGAGAGCGGUCUGAUCGUGGGCCGAGAAAGCACCGAGGGGACGGGAUGUGUCGUGUUCCGGUGUAAUAAGUGUCUAGUGAUAGCUACUCACGAGGAAGGUGCACACCCAGGUGGGUGUUAUAAUGUGGUGACUAAACUAGGGGAAUAUUUAAAAGAGCAAGGUAUAUAGCGUAUAUAAUUCAAUUAUAUGUAAUGUUAUAUAUAUAAAGUGUAUUGUUUCGUGAACAGCAAGGGCAUGUGCCAUGUGUGAUAUGUUGUGUUAUAAAAGUCACGUAUAUAUAUUAUGUUUUGUUAUACAAAUACAUGUAACGUUUAGCUUGUGUUCAAGUAUUUGAAUAAGAUUAAUUGUUUUAAGUAUGAUAUUGCCUUUUUAAUGCAUUGUUACUUAUUUAAUACUCGUAUUGUUGGUGAACAAAAUAUA